AUGCAGUUCUCAUUCGCAACCCUUUCCCUCGCUCUCAUCACUCUCUCCAUCGCCUCUCCAGUUCCAACCACCUCCAAGGAGAAGGCCGCCGCAAAGGCAGCAGCAGCAGCAGCUUCCUCGACCACCGCAGCAUCUGCAGCAACUAGUACCGCUUCUACUGGCACUGCCGCUGCCGCUGGUGAUGUCCUCACUUCUUCGGACUACAACACCAUCCAAAUCUCCAGCGGAACCGCUGGAAGCGCAGAGACCGAAGCAAAUGCUCUCUUCGCCAACAUCGACAUGAACAACCUCGCGGGUGUUAGCGCCGCCGAUUUGGACAUCAUCAAGGGUACCCACGAUGCUGCCGAGGACGCGGAGGUCAACGCUUUCAACCCAGCUAUUGCAGCUGCUACCGGAGAUGAAGCUACCGCUCUUCAAAAUGGUAAAAUCAAGAACAAGGUUCUUAAGCUUACUGCUGAGGUUCUCGGUGAGCAGAUCAAGGCUGCUCAGGGUGGUGAUGGCAGUGGUGUUGCCAAAGAGCAGGCUAAGCUUGCCAACAACAUUAAGCUUGAUACUGCUGCCGCUGGUCAAGCCAGCACCUCAGUCAGUUUCGCUGCCUCCAUUCCUGCUUAG
Messenger RNA from Glarea lozoyensis ATCC 20868, 612 nucleotides. RefSeq lists its product as uncharacterized. Bases 1 to 612 code for a protein of 203 amino acids. NCBI's taxonomy places the organism in Eukaryota, Fungi, Ascomycota, Leotiomycetes, Helotiales, Helotiaceae. The record is from RefSeq and is a predicted model, not a curated record. The transcript has 2 exons.